CUGGUGAAGGAACAGUUCGCCUGGAGGUAUUACUACUGGCAUUUGAACAACGAAGGUAUUGAAUACCUCAGGACAUAUCUGCAUUUGCCCCCAGAGAUUGUCCCAGCAACAUUGAUACUCCCAGCCAGGGGUGAGACUGCUCGUCCACGUCCAACUGUUUCUGGUCCUCGUGAAGAUUCCACAAAGACCGGCGAAAAUCGUUCUGCAUACAGACGUGCCCCAGGCGGUGCUGACAAGAAGGGAGACGUCGGAGCUGGAGCCGGAGAUGUUGAAUUCCGUGGUGGAUUCGGUCGUAGUUCUCGGCCAAGUAUGAAUCCCCUCGCUUUCAUUUGGCGAAAUGUUUCUUUCAAUUAA
Molecule: messenger RNA, 354 nt
Organism: Eupeodes corollae
Lineage: Eukaryota; Metazoa; Arthropoda; Insecta; Diptera; Syrphidae
Product: 40S ribosomal protein S10b-like
Exons: 1
Cellular component (GO): cytosolic small ribosomal subunit
Molecular function (GO): structural constituent of ribosome; RNA binding
Source: RefSeq, a predicted model, not a curated record